Molecule: messenger RNA, 1887 nt
Organism: Salvia miltiorrhiza (redroot sage)
Lineage: Eukaryota; Viridiplantae; Streptophyta; Magnoliopsida; Lamiales; Lamiaceae
Exons: 5
Coding region: 341-1591 (416 amino acids)
Source: RefSeq, a predicted model, not a curated record
AAAAAAGGAAUGCAGUACACACGGCACUUGGCCUUUACGGUUUUCAUUCCCGGCAGUAAGGCCUUUGCUUCUCUCUCUCCUUCUCUCUCUUAAACAUCAAUCAACUCUUUCCAUAAACCCUUAAACCCACCAACCUUUUCGUCUCUUUCCCUCUGCCGAACUGAACAACCUGCCUGCGUCUUUUCAUAUCUCAGGUGAACUCUAAAUUGUUUUUAUCGUAUUGUGUUUCAGUUAUGCUGCUAGCCUUUAAUGUUAGUGGGGGGUAGCUUGCUCACUUUGAUCACACUGACGCUUGAUUUUUCACGGUGUUGAUCUUGUUUCAAGAACUAGGCAAACAAGGAUGUGUGAUAGUGGAGUGUUAAGGGCGUGGGAAGAGUGUGUUGUGGUGCCAGAGAGAGGCAGCCGCAUUGUUCAUUAUAUACUGAAAGAUAACAUUGGGAAUUCUGUCGUUGCUGCGGUUGGGAGAGAGAGGUGCAUCAAUCACAUGGUGUAUACAAUUUCAGAUGACUUCUUGCGUGUUUUUGGGUCCACGACGGGUGUUGGUGCAGGGAAGAAGUGGCAUGCGAGACGAGAGGUUGUUGAGUGGCUCAUCUCAGUUGUGGCAAGAGGUGGACCAAUCACGGCUAGCUCAAUCUCCUGCCAAAGCAACAACGCGCAAGCUACAGCUGAAAGAAUCAAACGUUCUGCUCCUGACACACCUCCACUGCAAGCUUCCAAGAGAGUGAAAAGAUGCAGGUUGAGUGAGAUCCUCGACAGCAGCUGCACUGGCAACACAGGUUUAAUUUCAGACAACCGUGCAGUUAAAUGGGAACCUACGUGUAACAGAGUAAGAAUCAAAUUUCCAAUCAAGAGAACGGUUGGUGUUGCUCUUCCUGCAUCUGAGCCAUUGUGUAAAGUAUUUCCCAAGCUCAGUGACAGUAUCGAGCUUCUUAGUCGGGACAGUGGCAUGCGAGGCUGCUGGUUCAGGUGUAAGAUAUUGCUUUCAUCAAAAAGUCGCCUUAAGGUUCAAUACAAGGAUGUUAUGCAAGCUGAUGGGGCUCGAAAACUGGAGGAAUGGGUUCCAGCAUCGAGAGUAGCAGAUCCUGAUAAACUGGGAAACAGAUGCGUAGGCCGCCUUACAAUCAGGCCUCGGCCAUGUAUGGAUUCUUCAGACACUACAUUUGUGGUUGGAGCUGCAGUCGAUGCAUGGUGGUGCAACAGCUGGUGGGAAGGCGUUGUGAUUGGAUACGAGUCACUGACGAAUACUAACCUUCAAGUUUACUUCCCCGGUGAGAAUAGGUUCUCAACUGUUGCAAGGAAACACAUAAGAGUUUCAAGAGACUGGAUUGACAGCAAAUGGGUGAACAUAAAAGCAAGACAUGAUAUACUAUCCUUCUUAUCUUCGAUUUUCAGCCCUGGCCUGAAGCUCACACCACGAGCCACGUUCCCUGAGGCCAAUAGCUCUGCAACAAACAGCACAGUUACCAUCCAUCGGAAACCUGAGGUCGACAAGUGGAAGAUACCGAGUUCGACUGCUGCGGAGAUGCCUAAUUUAAAGAAACGACUUAUAAGCAGAUACAAUGAAGAGAUGAUCAAGUUUGGCAUGCUCUAAGAGUGCCAUGACCAACAAUUUUUUGACUAAGUGAAUUUGUAAAUAUCGUCGCCACCGUGAAUGCUUACAGCAAGAGGGAGAUUUUCUCAACCUUUAUGAAGGGUGAGUGAUUCUAUUUAGAGAAAAUAGAGCAUGGAUUGUGCACAUUUUGGUUGCAUUCUCUUCUGCUAUGUUCCUAUUUGGCUGCAGAGUGUGUAUCUAUGUAUGUAGCCAACUUGUUUUAUAUCAUUACUUCUAACCAGCCAUACUAAAAUCAUUUUGGUUGAGAAUGAGCAUCACUCUCUUCGGUAACCGAA